Messenger RNA from Scophthalmus maximus (turbot), 3944 nucleotides. RefSeq lists its product as uncharacterized. Lineage: Eukaryota; Metazoa; Chordata; Actinopteri; Pleuronectiformes; Scophthalmidae. The transcript is spliced from 7 exons. Gene Ontology annotation, cellular component: synapse. The coding region runs from base 170 to 3067 and encodes 965 amino acids. The record is from RefSeq and is a predicted model, not a curated record.
GCACUGAAGGAGGCCAUCUGUUCAGCCUAGAGUCAAAAGUAUUGGAUCUCUUCUAGGUCAGGCCUGCACAAUAAUGACACAGGAUUGGGGUAGAACUCUUUAAAAUCAGAGCUUUCCACCGGACCAUGGGUCAUCAGCCAGUUGCAACAGUUAGAGAGGGAACACGACCAUGCAGACAGGUCUCGGACCGAUGGAUGGGACAAGCGGCACAGCCUGCGUCCCCUCCCAGGCAGGCAGCGCCAGGCGGGGUCAGCUGUCGCAGAAAUGUUGGGCCUCUUCUGCGGCAGCCCCCUGCGGUCCAAUGGGUCGUGGCCCUCAGGUCUGGCUGGAGGAGCUGAUAGACCCUUCUUCUAACCACUCGUCCCCCAGCCAGCCGCCAUCCAGCCCCAGUCCCCCCAGCAGCAGCCCAGGCGGAAGCAGCAGCAGCAGCAGCAGCAGCAGCAAAGGCACCGUGUGCAGCUGGAGCUCGGGAGUGACCGGCCUCCUCCGCAGCUCAAUCGAGAAACAGCGGCAGGAAGCUUUUCAAACUCGACUCCGAGGGGAGAGAGGGUGGGGGGAGCUUGCCGCACGUCCCUGCGGCGGGCACCGUGGCAGAGUUCAUCCACGGGCGGAGCAGGGAGGAGGCAGCGGCCACAGCACACUGCACGCACGGCCAGAGAGCGGUGGGCCGUGUCAGGGGAGGGGCAAACUACAGUGCCCGUUGCAGGAAAAGAUCGAAGCCAAACUGAAGUUCUCGCAGUUCCUGGAUGAGGUGACAUCCAACGUGCUGGACCGGAACCGCCUGCGGGCAUUUGGGAGACCAGUUUCUCCCCGCAGCUCCACCGCCACACGCGCCGAUCUGCCCGAGGAAAAGGUCCACGUGGUGACCGAGGGGAGCCCCGGGCUGGCCGGCUCGAUGGCCCAGCAGCAGGCCUCAUUACUCGAGCAGAAAAAGCCCCGAGAGGAGCAGAUUCCCCCCGACUUGACACAGACAACCUACCUGGAGACGGACAUCGACACCGCGAGGGCCAAUGACGAGCAGCAGGACCCGGAGGUAAAAGCAGACCCGCCGCCGCAGCUGGACACAGACGGGGAGAACGUGAUUCCACCUCCUCCGCAGUUCUGUCAAGGGUUCGAGAUGAGGCGUCCCUUCCCGGAGUCGUACUUCCCCAGAUACCCCUGCAGAUCGGCCUCCAUGCCCAGGGGCAUCAACAUGGUGCCUGACGAAGAGAUGAACAACAUAGACGCUAUCAGCUCAUUGCUGGAGCAGAAGGAGGACUUGCGGAAGAGGCUCUCCUACACAACGCACAAGCUGGAGCUGCUGCAGAGCGAGUUCGACUCCACGCGGCAGUACCUGGAGACGGAGCUGCGCCGGGCGCAGGAGGAGCUGGACAAGUUCACCGACAAGCUGCGCAGGAUACAGAGCAGCUACUCGGCGCUGCAGCGGAUCAACCAGGAUCUGGAGGAAAAGAUCCACAGAGACUCCCAGCACCACGACGAAGAGAAGCGAGCUCUGAGCAGGGAGAUCAUCGUCCUCAACAACCACCUGAUGGAGGCCAAGCUCACCGUCGAGAAGCUGCGGGAGGACAAUGAUCUGUACAGAAAGGACUGCAACCUGGCGGCUCAGCUCCUCCAGUGCAACAAGUCUCUGUACAGAGCCCAGCUCUCUGAGCUGCCUGCUGAUUUUCAGGAGCGACUGACCAUGCACAUGGAGGAUUCCCCUCUCUGUCACACCUACCCCGACUCUGUCCCGGCCUCGCUCAUCGCCAAGGUGCUGGAGAAGCCGGACGAGGCCUGCAGCAGCAGCCAGGCCUCGCGCUCCCCGAGCCCCCAGACCCAGGACCACGCUUUCAUUUUGGAGCGUUUAGGCCCGGGCGAGCGCCUGGGGCUCCGCGCCGCCUACAAAUCCGACCUGUACGCCAGUGACACUGCCCUGUACUGCCCCGACGACCGGCACCGCGAGCGGAGGCCCAGCAUGGACCUUCACGGUCAGAGGAAGCUGCUGUACGGGCCCCAGAACUCCACCGACAGCACCCCAGAGGAGGGAUCGGUCGGGUUGAGGGCGGGCUUCUCCCAGGAACACUUUGUUAAGUUCCCCGCCACGCUGGGUGCCGGCUCCAGCUCCUACUCCAGUUUCAGUGGCGGGGGAUCUGAGGACAAAGGCAACGGUCCUCCUAGUAGCGUAGCUUCCUCCCCUCACCAUCAUUCCCUCUACAUGGAUUGGAGGGAUGCAGGGGACUAUGAGAGGAAGAGUGACUCAUCCUGGGAGAGGGACAGUCCAAGGGGCUUUGCCAACGCUCAUCCCUUCCAGCAGACGGAGCUGAGCCACCACCAGAACGGCAGCUCGCCGGUCUACAGCCGCACCAUGUCCUCCUGUUUCAGUGAGCCCUACGAGCCGCUGCCUCCCUCCUCAUCCCCAAGCGUCGCCUACGGAGACAGUCGCCGAGGCAGCACAUUAGCCCCCGAGGAGGACGAGCUGAUUGGCCGAUGGAGACAACUCAGUGUGGAGGACUUGAGUGCCCACACCUACCGCAGCCCGGGCCGGGCUUCACCUUACAGCUUCUCGGAGCAGCACUUCUCUGUGCGGCCGGCCAAGAUCCGCCUCGGGCCGCUCUACAGCAGCUUCCAGGAGGGGGCCGACUACUUUCAUCACGCAGCCGAGGUCAUGGACCCAGUGUGGGUGGCUGCCAGCCCCAGCCCCGGGUGCAGCCCAGGGCUGCGGCAGGCACACAGCCAGGCCCACCUCUUCCAAGCUGGGGACAGCCAGGAGUCCGAGCACAGCCUCUACCACACAGGGAGCUCCAAAGACCGGGAGGGCAACGUGGCAGCUGGCGGCCAGAGCACAGAUUACGUGGACCCCAGCCCCAACAGCUCCACCGAGUCCCUCCACCAGAGGUCCAUGGAGAUGGCCGCGGAGCUGCAGCACUACCAAGUGGAGAUGCACAGUUUGCCCGCGCAGGCGAGCCAGUCGCCGCCGCCGGUGCCGCCGCCCCCUCCUCCUCCGUACAACCAAAAAUUUGGCUCCCUGGGACUCUCUAGGAAGGACAGUCUGACCAAGGCCCAGCUUUAUGGAACUCUUCUGAACUGAGGUCCGUUUCUCCAAUCAGGUUUCUUCUUUGACAGGAUGUUCGACAGAAAAGGCCCUGGUCCGUCCAGCUGCAGCUUCUGUCAGCGCGACCACCUUGGCAGAAAACGGUUUCGAUAGAAACCGGGUGAGUGAAAUGAUUCAGCACCGUGAACCUGUAUGGCGGUGGAUGGCAACGGUUUUUCGCGACAACUGUCCGGGUCAAGUGAGUCGUGUAAAGAGUUGAAAUGUGGGGGCGACAGGAGAAGUGGGGCUCAAGCGGACCCUUAACUUUGUAUCGUAAUGUAUUUACAUUUACAAAUGUAUAAAUAUAUACUUGUAUCUACAAAUUGAGUGAUAUAUUUUGUAUGUGGCUGUCGGCAAGUUCCCAAAACAAUCUCCACAAACCCGGACCUUGUACAUAAAUUAAAAACUGCCAAUUCUAUAUUUGAAAACUCAGAGAGGUUUAUUAGGAGACAGUAGAUAAGUUUCAGUCAUUAUUUUCUAAUGGAUUGAAAGCGCUGGCCUUGGGAGGACUUAGAUGAAGGUGAAUGGUAAACUUAAGAGAACAUAAUUAAAUGUAACAAAUGAAUCACUCAAAUGAACAAUAAGAAACAUACAUUUUUGUUUUUCCUUCGGUUGAUUGGGUUUGACAGUAUUGAUGGGUGUGUUAUAUUGUUAUUGAUUGGACGUUUUUUUGAGAUGUGUCUUAUCUUUAGUUUUGUUCCUCUUAUAUCCAACGGAGAGGUUUUUUUUCUUCCCGGCCCCCAUUCUACCUCACAUUUGGAUGCCCACAACCUCAUUAAGCCAAUGUAACCUUGUUUCUUUGACUACGAUGCAUGUUUCUAUAUAUAUAUAUAUUUUGGUUGUUUUUGUUCACCUAAUAAAAGCACAAACUGCA